AGCGAGGAUUUUCGUCGUUGCAAGGAGUGACAACGUUGAUCGGCCAUUAUACGGGAAAAGUACUCGAUCUCCUUGUGAAAUGUUCAUAUUGUAAACAGUGCGAGUACUGGAAGCCGAAAAUGAACACCAUGGAAUACGAGGUAUGGAUGGAAUCCCAUGCAGACGAAUGCAGUGCGAAUCACAUUGGAAGUGCCGGAAAAAUGAAGGUGGACGCGGCUGUCGAAAUGUUCUCAAGAUCAGAAGAAUUACGCAACAUUAGAUAUUCUUCAUAUAUUGGUGACGGCGAUAGUAAAACUUUUAAAGGCAUUUUCGAAUCUCGACCUUAUGGUGAAGAUUGCACUGUAUUGAAAAAAGAAUGCGUUGGUCACGUACAAAAAAGAAUGGGAGCCCGACUUCGGAAAUUGAAAAAAAAAACGAAAGGCCUCAGUGGUAAAGACAAGCUCACAGCAAAGCUCAUUGAUGAGCUGAGUCUUUUUUACGGCCUCGCAAUACGAAGAAAUAAAGAUUCCGCAGAAGACAUGAAGACGGCAAUCUGGGCUACGUUGAAGCAUAACUUGUCGACCGAUACAAAUCCGCAGCACGAUAGCUGUCCGCCUGGGGAUGACAGCUGGUGUAUUUAG
Molecule: messenger RNA, 620 nt
Organism: Harpegnathos saltator (Jerdon's jumping ant)
Lineage: Eukaryota; Metazoa; Arthropoda; Insecta; Hymenoptera; Formicidae
Exons: 1
Coding region: 120-620 (166 amino acids)
Source: RefSeq, a predicted model, not a curated record